AUGGCGCUUGCGUUACGCCAGGCUUCUCUGUUGAAGCCAGAGAUACGACUGGCACAAGCAGUUUCCGAGUUUGAAACUUUGCUCAGCUCUCCACAGAAGGCAUCUUUCAGGACUGAGCGUUCUAAAGCCUGCACCAAACCCCCGACCGCAGGUGACGUGAUGCGACUUACGGCCGAGAUUGAUCAUGAAGCCCGCCAGAGGCGACUUUCAUCCCGAUGUUUUGGGCCUCGUCUGACCAACCUGCUACAGGCAGUCCAACAGUUUGCUACCUUGGGUGAUGUCGUGGUAGGCGGAUCUCAAAACCUCGUCGCGUGCGGAGUAUGGGCAGCGGUCAGAGUGACCUUGCACACAGGCACCGCGACAUCAGGCAAUGGCUUUGAUCUAUCCGAAAUCCAAAGAGUUUCCUUUGUGCGGAAAUCAACGCUCAGCCAAAUGACGAGUUCCCUCAACGAUUCAGACAUCAAAGACUUUCAAUCCGAUCUUGUCCUAUGGUCCACAUCCAUAAAAGAAGAGGUCGAUCUAUUGCUCAACCAACAUCAUGAGACCGAGGCCCGGUCAAACGCCAAAGCACGAGCACUAGCAGCUCGUUGGUCGUCCUCUACAGCACACCGGUUUGACGUCGAAAAGAAAUCGAAGUGGCUUGAUAGUUGCUCUACCUACGAUUUUGAGACAACAUGGAAUCAAAUGAAAAAACUGGGUUCAACGUCAUUGCUUGCAACCUCAAGCGAGUAUCAGCAGUGGAAGAAUCUUGGCUCGUCAACAUCAAUUCUCUUUAGCGGCAGAAUCGGCGCCGGCAAGUCGGUCACAAUGGCAAACGCUGUGAGCGAUCUCAGUCAUGACGAAAGAGCUAUUGUGCUUUAUUUCUUCUGUCGAUAUGAUAUCCCAGAGAGUUUGAAUCACCGGACGAUCCUUGGUAGUUUGGCAAGACAGUAUCUGACCUGUUUCCCUGUCGGGAGUGAUGUCUUCGCUGAAGACUUAUUCUCUCCCCAGAUGGGAGUCGAAGAUUUUGCCCAUGUUUUGACACUUAAGUCAGGAAGAGAAACAAAGAAGUAUAUAAUUGUGGAUGGUCUGGACGAUUGCAUUGUAGAAGAACGCCGAAUCGUCCUGAAACAACUCAGAGAUGCAUGCAUUCAACCAUCAUCGAAGUGGCACUUGGGAGUUUCCGCCCAGUUAUCAGCCGACCGCUUCAUCAGGAACCAACUGGAACCAACAUGGGAAAUCUCACUUCCUAAUGAGAAUCAAGAUAUUAAGUAUUUUAUCGAUUUUGAAAUCAAAGCUCGUCUCGAGAACGGCGUUUUGGCCGUUGGAGAUCCCGGAUUAGUCUCAGAUAUCAAGACCGCUCUGAUUGACGGGUCAAAUGGGAUGUUUCUUUGGGCGGCUCUCCAACUUGACGCCAUUUGCUCAGAAAAUCAGACCACGACAUACGAGAAGCAAUCAAAUCACUUCCUCGAGAUCUCGAAACAACUCCUUGGUUUCUGCGGCAGCUUGAUCGUGAUAGACGAAGAGGAAGGUACUGUUCGAUUUGUACACCACAGUGCCAAAAGCUUUUGCCAAGGCUCUCUGGGUCAUAUCUCGAACUGGCAAUUCACGGAAGAAGAAGCCCACAAUGAGCUCGGCGGAACGAUCCUGACAUAUUCGAACUACUCUAUUUUUGAAACCAAGCUUUCGAGAAAUGUCAUUCCGGAAAUUGACGCUGGAAAAAUCUCGACUGGGAUUAUCCCAUCGGUAGUUGAGGUCCACCCAGAAGACCUUACUGCUGCCUGUAAUACAGACUGUACGCCCGAGCGCUGUGACGCAGCUACAGUCCGGCCCCACGAACCUCCGGCAACUCAGCAUGGUCCUCUGGGCUCCUUCCGACCCUUCAACGUGCCGGCCCGGGCCCAAGAGAUACGGGGGCUGCCGGCAAGCCCGCUUGAACUGUUCCUCCAAUACGUUCCGCAGAGCCUCGUAGAGCAGUGGGCCCAGUGGACGAAUACAGCACCGUUGUCUAGGGAGGGCCCUAGGGCUAGACGGGCUACAGACAAAAGGAAUACCUCUAUUCCAUGGGAACAGCAUAGGAAGGGAUCAAGAAAGGAAGGCUUUAAAGGAGAUAUCUGGGAAUGCCAUCGCUCGGCAACGACGGCAGACAACUCGAAAGGGCUGCUUAGAUUGUAAUGUACCGUUAUGUAUUAGC
This is a messenger RNA of Colletotrichum phormii, 2173 nucleotides long. RefSeq lists its product as uncharacterized. The record is from RefSeq and is a predicted model, not a curated record. The transcript has 7 exons. The coding region runs from base 1 to 2154 and encodes 717 amino acids. Lineage: Eukaryota; Fungi; Ascomycota; Sordariomycetes; Glomerellales; Glomerellaceae.